Parathielavia appendiculata is the source of this 429-nucleotide messenger RNA. RefSeq names its product DNA binding methylated-DNA--cysteine S-methyltransferase. NCBI's taxonomy places the organism in Eukaryota, Fungi, Ascomycota, Sordariomycetes, Sordariales, Chaetomiaceae. Gene Ontology annotation, molecular function: catalytic activity. Gene Ontology annotation, biological process: DNA repair. The record is from RefSeq and is a predicted model, not a curated record. Bases 1 to 429 code for a protein of 142 amino acids. The transcript is spliced from 3 exons.
AUGCCCCGCAGCGACGAAGCCCAAGCCUUCUUCCAUGCCGUCUACAGCGCCGUGCAAGAGAUCCCGCCCGGCAAAGUGACCAGCUACGGGCACAUUGCCAAGCUAAUCGGCACUCCCCAGCGCCCCCGCCAAGUAGGUGUCUGCCUCAAGCACCUGCCGGUCGACACGUCGGCGCGGUUCAACCACGACAAUGUCCCAUGGCAGCGAGUGAUCAACGCCAAGGGGGUUAUAUCUCCUCGAUCCCAGCCAUCGGGAGCUCGAAAUCAGGCGGCGGCGCUACAGGCCGAGGGCGUGACGGUCACUACUGGGGCUUUGGGAGAGUUGAUGGUGGACUUUGGCCAGUUUGGCUGGUUUCCGCGAGUCUUGCCUUCUGAAGAGGGAGGGGAGAUUGAGCAUUCUCAGGGGGAGGAUGAGGACGAAGAGGGAUGA